AUGCUCGCCUUUCUGAAUCGAUCCUACUUCUGCCCUGAUUGCUGUAAAGGGUUCAAUACAGAUGACACAGCAAGCCAUUCUUGUAGUGGUCGUAAUUGCAGUAGUUGUCAGCGCACACGUUCUCAGAAAAAUAAUGGUGGCUGCCCAGAUUUUUCCCCAGGAAAAAAGACAACCAUUCACUGUAAAGACUGCAAGCGGGAUUUCUAUGGUUCAGACUGUUUCAAAACUCAUAAAGAAACAAAAGGCAAGAAAAAAGUGAGUCUUUGUCAGAAGCUAAAAAAGUGUUUAAAAUGCUGUAAAGGUUAUAUAGUCAAUCCAAAGAAGCCACACAAAUGCUACCAUGACAAUUGCCGUUACUGCCAUGAAUUUGUUGAAAUAUACAAUCACAAAAGUUACAUCCAACGUAUUAAAGAGGUAGAUGAUGAGGAACACGACGAUGAUGAUGAUGAUGACGAGGAAAAGAAGCUACCACCUCUCAUGGUGUUUGCUGACAUCGAAUGUUUGAUAGAGCCCACAGAGCAGGGAAAGCAGUUAUUCAUAGCAGAUUUGAUU
Messenger RNA from Porites lobata, 552 nucleotides. NCBI's taxonomy places the organism in Eukaryota, Metazoa, Cnidaria, Anthozoa, Scleractinia, Poritidae. The record is from the annotation of a GenBank genome assembly.